Messenger RNA from Salvia splendens (bonfire salvia), 1513 nucleotides. RefSeq lists its product as uncharacterized. The record is from RefSeq and is a predicted model, not a curated record. The transcript has 3 exons. NCBI's taxonomy places the organism in Eukaryota, Viridiplantae, Streptophyta, Magnoliopsida, Lamiales, Lamiaceae. Bases 21 to 1334 code for a protein of 437 amino acids.
GAAGUAAAAAUAUUAGAGAGAUGAAUUUCCUUAGGAAAACAGCAAGCGCCAUGGAUUGUCUGAACUGCUUUCGUGCAGUCAGGAGCUGGUUUCGUCACAACACCAUCCUCAUCAAAUCCACCCUGUUCAUCUUAGGGCUGGUAUGGAGCACGAUGAUGGAGAAGACAUUUGUCAGGAUCUUAAUCACGCCGUUGCCCCACAGCGGCGCCGGCAAAGUGUGCGACCUCCCGAGUAUUGUGGUAGUGAAUUUGCACCAAGGGAUAAGCAGUGUUUCCGUGGUGGCGUUCACUUACGCAACCGGGGGCUGCUUGCUCCGUUUCUUGGUUGUGGUUUUCUCCGCUACAGCUUCCGUCCUCGGAGUGAUAUACUACAUGUUUGUGGCGGCUGGAAAUGGCGAUAAAGAGCAGCUUCAUUGGUGCCUUGCAAUGGUGGUAAUGGCCUCGGUGCAAGCGGCGCUGACGGUCACUAUGAAAGAAGUUCUUGAUGAUCAUUUCAGGCCGAUGGAUAAAGAUUACUAUCAGAUACAACGACUCAGCAAACUCUUGUGGAGUCCCGUCUCCUUAGUGGCCUUGGAGCCUUUGCCGAGAUUGCACUUUGAGAAACUCGCUCUAGUUUUAAUCACUAUGAUGUUGUGCUUGUUCUCCGUCUUCUUGUUGAGAUCCUACUCUUACAACCACUAUGCAAUGAUGACAAGCUAUGUCAGAGCGACAGAGGCAGACGAUCGGAGAAGAAUAGAGGCGACGAGGCCAGUGAAUCUGAUGUUAUUAUGGUUUUGUUUGCUCAUUUUAAGCCUAGUUUCUUCUACUGCAAGCACCUUCUUCUUCUUAGAAGCCAGCACAUUCAGUGGCCGCAACUAUCUAUUUGCAAUUCUCUCACUUGACAAUUUGCUGAGAUUCACCGCAGCGUUGUUCAGGGGGUUUGGUCGCAACAACCACCUGAGAAUCGGCAUUGCAUUGUUGUACUCUGUGGCAUGCUGCACCAUUGCUAUGGGGACUGGGAUGAGCGUGUAUUGGCUAACUCCGCAGUUCUUUAUACUGGCACUGAUGGUGGAAGUAGCGAAAGACGGGUUUCAGUCGCUAUACGAAACUCAGGCUCCAUCUCACUUGAAGAGAUACGGGUCGGCUUUGGGAGAACUUGCCAGCGGACUUGGUGGUGCACUAGGCCUUAUUUGCAUUUUCAUCUUCCGCGGAAGGGACCUCAGCUUCAACACGUACUGCAUUUUCCUGGCAGUUUUGAGUGCUUCGAUCUUCAUCUUCUACUUGUUGGUUGCUUUUUGGGACGUGUGCGGGCGGAUCCUUUUGGAAGAUGAAGAAAUUUUGCAGCACUUGGAAUAGUUUGUGCUGUUGAUGUUGAUGUUGAUGCUGAUGCUGCUGUCUCUCCAUAUAUAAUUAAUUGUACAUCCUUUUAGAUUUUGGUAACGUUGUUUACUUAGUACUCUUACUAGUUACUACUACUUCAUUUUUCAUUUUAUGGCAGCGGCGUAAAAAUUAAUGAAGAUUUGAUUAAAUUUGAA